AUAAGGUGUCCUUGGAUAGAUUUUGAAGUCUAUUGUUAUAAUUGAGUGGUCUCAGUUCGAGAGGAGAGAGUAAUCAUCCACAAAUCGAUCUGGAACGAGCAGUGGUCUGUGAACUCGAGCUGUGAGAGUGCUGAGACUGUUUGGUUGAUAUCUCGAGUUUUACCAAUCCAAUUAAGGUGUGUGAGAUACCAAAAGAAAGCUCUCAAGACGAGGAAUCCGUGAAGGUCUGGUUUGAAUCAAUCGGAGUAGAGGAAGGCUUCCAAAUCGUCCGAGCAGAACGCGACCUCGCAGGAACGGAUUUACUCUUCUAAGAAUCGAGCUAGCCGGAAAACACCCGUUCUAGGGGCUGUUUUCGUAUCAACGAUUAGGGGUUGAAAUAGCAACUUGAGGAGGCUGUUUAGCACCCAUUUCUGAGCAAGGAAUCAGUUCUCAAGCUUCCUUAGCUGAGGCUUUAGCCAUUGGAUCGAGAAGGAAGGUUUUUAAAGCUCAUUUGAGGUUGAGGCUCGAGCUUGCUACAUGUGCCCGUUGCUCGGGUGAUCCUUUGGAGAGAAGACGUGCGAUGGGAGGUGAUGAUGACAUUAUAAAUAGAGAGAAGAACUCGAAAGGGUUUGCACCGGGUGGAACCGGGCAUGCCAACCGAGAAGAGUCCUUAGUACCAAUGAUUCACGAAAUUCUAGAAGCUCAAAUCGUGAGUGAGGAUCAUGUUAAGACCAAAGAAGAGUCAGCUUGUACGGGUAAAACUGAACCACCCAAGGCUCCGGAUGACGGAGGAGACGAAUUGAGUGAUGAGGACCUUGAUAAUGCACCCAUUGAACAAAUGGGCAUGGUCAUAGAUUGGCUUCAACGUGAACGUGCAAGGCUUAUACAAAAACGCCAAGCUAGACAAGCUAAGGACACACCAUUAGGAAGGAAAAGAAAAUGGGGAGACCACGACCCCAAAGGACAUUCUAGGAGGACAAAUGUUGAGGGUGACAAAACCUUAAGGGCACACACAUUAUCGCUUGGGAGGAGUCGAGGCUCGGUGGCCAGAACUCGAGGUCAAAAGGUUCGAGGGUACCUAAGUGCACAAAUUGUAAGAAGCACCACCCGGGUAAGUGUUGGGACCCUCCUAGGUGCUACCGAUGCAGAGAGAUCGGGCACACGAAUGCGAAUUGCCCACAACUUGUACCCGACCAAACUUUGGGCUCAAGUAGUAUGACUAUAGGCAUACGGAGUCAAGCCGGGGACUCUCAAGCAAGCAAGGAACAUGGCGGAGCAAGUGUGAGCAACGCGCCGUCCGUGAAUCAAGGGAGGACUCACGCUAGAGUCUAUACGAUGACGGAGGCGGAGGCUCGAGCGAACCCGGAUUCCGUUGCAGGUAUAACCUCUUGUAUACUUGUGUUUUAUCUAUGGUUAGUCCAUAAAUUGAGGUUACUAGUCGUUGGGAUCAUUGCACGAAGCUUUGGGGUCGAACCGGGAGGAUUUCGGGCAAUUUCGGGCUGUUUUUGCCCAGGCACGAUCGUGCCUAAGGGCACGCACGAUCGUGCCUACAUGGCAGUAGCUCCCUAGGCUUUUUCCAAGCCAGGCACGAUCGUGCCUACCCCCAGGCACGCCGUGCCUGGCACCCAGAAUGCCGAAAACCGAUUUUUCGCACUGUUUUGCGACGUUAAGACCUUUUCUUGAUCCCUAACGUGUGUGUGAACAUUGUAACCUUCUAUAAAUGAGUAGGGAGGGUAGGAAAGAUGUCUUACAUGGUUCAUGAAUGUAGGGACACUAAAGAUUAAUGGGAAGGAUGCGCGAAUCCUUAUCGAUACCGGGGCGCAACGUUCAUUUGUGAGUGAAGCAUUCGCUAAGGAAUUGGAAGUGCAAUCCGCACUGUUGAUGCAAAUCUUAGUGGUAUCAACACCACUAGGGGAUGACGUGGAAAGAACUUGUUACUAUCCAUCUUGUGGGGUGGAAGUUAAUGGUCAAACCUUGACGUGUGACUUCGUACCGCUGAGCAUGAUUGAAUUCGAUGCAAUCCUAGGGAUGGAUUGGCUAGAAAAGAACCAUGCUAGGGUAGAAUGCUACACGAAGGUUAUUGAACUCGAAGGCAAUGAUGGGGAGACCCUACGCUUCGAGGGUGAUCGAGGGAGAUCAAACAGCUGUAUCAUAUCCGCCGUAAGAGCGAGAAGUAGGAUGAGAAAGGGAUGUCGCGCAUAUCUAGCAUACGUGGUUGACAAAACCAAAGAGGAAACGAACAUCGAUGAUGUGAUGGUGGUUUGUAAGUACCCGGAUGUCUUCCCAAAAGACCUGCCAGGGCUUACACCUGAUAGGGAGAUCGAAUUUGUGAUCGAGGUCGAGCCGGGUACCAAACCAAUCUCCAUACCGCCAUACCGUAUGGCACCCGCUGAACUUACCGAGUUGAAAACCCAAUUGCAAGAGCUUUUGGAUAAUGGUUUCAUUAGACCCAGCCACUCCCCGUGGGGAGCUCCUGUUCUUUUUGUGAAAAAGAAAGAUGGGACAUUUCGAGUGUGUAUUGACUAUCGUCAACUGAACAAGGUCACAAUCAAGAAUAGGUAUCUUUUGCCUAGGAUCGAUGACUUGUUUGACCAACUAUGAGGGGCAACGGUGUUUUCAAAGAUCGACUUGAGGUCGGGUUACCAUCAAUUGAAGAUUAAGGAAGAUGACAUACCAAAAAGUGCUUUUCGCACAAGGUAUGGACAUUUUGAAUUCCUUGUUAUGUCGUUUGGGUUAACAAACGCCCCAGCGACAUUCAUGGAUGAACCGAGUAUUUCAUAAAUACUUAGACCGAUUCGUGAUUGUGUUCAUAGAUGACAUCUUGAUUUACUCAAAGAGUGAAGAAGAAUAUGAGGAGCACUUGAUACUUGUCCUUGAGACACUACGGGAGAAGCAACUCUAUGCCAAAUUUUCUAAAUGUGAAUUUUGGCUAAAGGAAAUUGGCUUUCUCGGGCAUGUAGUUUCGGGAUCGGGAAUUGCUGUUGAUAGCAAGAAGAUAGAAGCCAUUACCGAAUGGGAGGGGCCAAAGAAUGUCAAGGAAAUUCGUAGUUUCCUUGGGUUGGCAGGCUACUACAGAAAGUUCGUGGAGAAGUUCUCCGUUUUGGCAUCACCAUUGACGAAGCUCACUCGUAAAGGAGAUAAGUUCGUGUGGGAUGACAAAUGUGAGAAGGGGUUCUUAGAAAUGAAGAAGAGGUUAACCGAGGCACCGGUACUUGCAUUACCCAAACGGGGUGUAGGGUACGAUGUCUAUAGUGACGCAAGCAUCCAAGGGUUUGGAUAUGUGUUGAUGCAGAUGAGGAGAGUAGUCGCCUAUGCUUCACGACAGUUGAAGAAGCAUGAGGUAAACUAUCCUACUCAUGAUUUAUAGCUAGGAGCAGUGGUGUUUGCAUUGAAGAUUUGGAGACACUAUCCCUAUGGAGAGCCGUGUCACAUAUACGCUGAUCAUAAGAGCUUGAAAUACGUGUGUACUCAAAGGGGUUAAACAUGAGACGACGAUGGUGGAUGGAGUUGAUAAAGGACUACCAUCUAGUUAGUGAGUACCAUCCAGGUAAGGCAAACGUUGUAGCAGAUGCCCUCAGUCAGAAGAGUUCGUCUGAGGCAUUGUUGACUAGUUUGAGGGCAUUGAGAGCCCAAUUGGAUGUAUAUCCGCCUGUAGAGGUACGUGAGGAUGUGAACUACGCUGUGCAACCGAUUAAGGUCAUUGAUAGAAAGGUGAAGAAACUGCGGAGUAAAGAAGUCCCAAUGGUUAAAGUCCUUUGGAAGAGCGAUCGCGUCGAAGAAGAGACAUGGGAAAUAGAGGCUUUGAUGAGGGAGUAGUAUGCUUCCCUAUUUGAGUAUAGUUGCGAAUUUCGGGGACGAAAUUCCUGUUAAGGGGGGGUGAACUUGUGACACCGCACCCGAACGUCCUUGAAAAACUCAAUAAAAAAAAAUUUAUUUCUAUGUAUUGAAUUUUCGGUUUCCAAACAAUUGUAAAACGAUUAAUGUUUUACGUAGCGCAUGAUUGAUUUUCGUAUUGUUCAAACUCGUAUAUUAGUGUCGGGUUUGCAAAUACUUAUUUGGGCCUUAUUAAUGAACAUAAGAGCCCAACAUUAUCUAAAUAAUGUUACAUAAUCUUUCAAGACAAUUUGAGGAAGGUCGGGCGGCCCAAACAUUAAUUUGGGCCCAACCUGCUAAAAAUAGCAAGUAUUCGAGAACGGCGUCGUAGGCCCACUCGGGGGCGACCCACACGGCUUGUAGCCCAAUAAUAUGAAUGACAAAUGUCAAAAUAAGCGAUAGGAUGAUUAAAGAAGAGUACAAAUGCCUAUAACCCCAUCUUUGGCAUUAUUGACCCAAAUAAUGGGAGUAGGAUUUUCCUUCUAUAUUAUCCAUCAAGUAAGUUAUUGAGAUGAGCCUACACAUAUUGGAGAUCAAUAAUGUUAUGUAGGAAGUUGACUUGUUUUAAAUAAAUUAGGAUGAGUACAAAAGGACAUCUUUGACAAAGAUAAAACAAUAGGACCCAUCUUCCCAUUUUUGGAAGUAUUGGUAGAUAUUUUGGACCUCAAAUUGAUUGGGAUCAAUUGGGGGGCAUCCCAUGUGGCUUGAGUACCUUCAAGACAAGGAAAAUAUGUGAGAAGACUCACAUUGGCCGCACCACAUGGAGAAGCAUUGCCCAUGACACAAUUGGGAUCAAAUUUUGGGGCCACCACCACUGUUUUCGCACAAACAGGUGUGCUGUUUUGUCUCCCUUCAUUUUGAGAGUUAUACUCGGCCAAAUGAGGUGUAUAAGGUGUCCUUGGAUAGAUUUUGAAGUCUAUUGUUAUAAUUGAGUGGUCUCAGUUCGAGAGGAGAGAGUAAUCAUCCACAAAUCGAUCUGGAACGAGCAGUGGUCUGUGAACUCGAGCUGUGAGAGUGCUGAGACUGUUUGGUUGAUAUCUCGAGUUUUACCAAUCCAAUUAAGGUGUGUGAGAUACCAAAAGAAAGCUCUCAAGACGAGGAAUCCGUGAAGGUCUGGUUUGAAUCAAUCGGAGUAGAGGAAGGCUUCCAAAUCGUCCGAGCAGAACGCGACCUCGCAGGAACGGAUUUACUCUUCUAAGAAUCGAGCUAGCCGGAAAACACCCGUUCUAGGGGCUGUUUUCGUAUCAACGAUUAGGGGUUGAAAUAGCAACUUGAGGAGGCUGUUUAGCACCCAUUUCUGAGCAAGGAAUCAGUUCUCAAGCUUCCUUAGCUGAGGCUUUAGCCAUUGGAUCGAGAAGGAAGGUUUUUAAAGCUCAUUUGAGGUUGAGGCUCGAGCUUGCUACAUGUGCCCGUUGCUCGGGUGAUCCUUUGGAGAGAAGACGUGGUUCGUGCUUUCUCCAUUCUGUUUUGAACAAUAUUAAACAUGCUCAUGGAUAUUUUACUUUAGAGCCUGCGUGCUCAUGAAUAGCCCUGUGUGGCCCUUUUGUUUUAAACAAUGUUUUCCGCUGCGUUAUGAAUUACUUAUUAUGUUUGUUUAUGGAUGUUAUAUGUGUGAAUGAUAUUCAAGACGCCUUGUAUAA
This is a messenger RNA of Cuscuta epithymum, 5492 nucleotides long. The record is from the annotation of a GenBank genome assembly. Lineage: Eukaryota; Viridiplantae; Streptophyta; Magnoliopsida; Solanales; Convolvulaceae.